GGUGUCAAGUAUAGCGACUGCCACUUUCGGUCGCCGAGUAAUUCCCAAAUCAUAUAAAGAAGGAACUGACUCAAUCACUCUGUUUCUCUUUCUUUACCCUAAUCAAUUUGUAGAGUCCCUCAGUCCCAUUGUCGUUGUCUUGUGUCGCCGUGCUCCAGUCGACCUCUCCAACGUAAAGAAGAAAGAAGAAGUAGUAGUUGCUACUUGAUAUGGCUCCAAAGAGGAAGCGCCAGAUGGCAGUCAAAGAUCAGAAUAAAGGAAAAGCUUUUAAGAGUCAUCCAACAAUUCAACUUGCUAGGCAUCUAGCAGAGAUAACUUCUCAAAUUCCUCCAUGUGUUUCAUCACAUGCAGUAUCUCAUCCUACUGAUCCUCCUGCUAGGACAUCUGAUGUGAUACCUCCACCUUCAAUACUAGGGGUACACUCACCAUGUACUUCACAACCAACAAAUCCAGAUGCAGAAUGUAGCCUUGACAUGGCCUCAGAGAAGACAACUUCUGUUCGCAAAAAGUUUGUUAGGCAGCAGUUGCAGGUGGCAGAGAAAGAUCCGAAUAAAGGAAAAGCUUCCAAGAGUCAUCCAACGAAACACCGUACUGCAUAUCUAUCACAGAUGACUUCUCAAAAUCCACCAUGUGCAUCACGACCAACUAAUUCAAUGGAAGGGGCACACCUACCUGCUAGGAUAUCUGAUGUAUCACUUCCACCUUCAGUGGAAGGGGUACACUCACCAUGUACAUCACAACCAAUGAAUUCAGAUGCAGGACGUACUGAUAGAUCUUUUGCUGCAUUAGAGACACAAAGAAAUGAUGCCAAGCCAAUUUUAUAUCUUGAUGAGCAAGGAUUCUUACCUUCUCGCUCUGCUGCUAAUGGGAUUGGGGAUAUCCUCAAGAGGAAUUUUACUGAUCCCUGGCCAUCAUGGAAAAAGAUACCAAUUAGCACAAGAAACUCUUGGUUUGAAGAGUUUUUGGAAAACUUCUCUGUUUCUCCACCGGAUUACAAUUGGGCUAAAAAGAAUUUUGAAAUGCGAGGUUCAGUAUUGAUGAAAAAUUAUCUAAACAAGGCUCGAACCACAAUGGAUAAACCACAUUGGAUUAAAGAUGUUGUCUGGGAGAGAUUGUGCGAGCAUUGGACAUCUGAAGGAUUCAAAAAGAAGAGUACCCAAGCAAAAACAAAUCGGGCAUCUAAUUAUGGAGCAUCUCACACUGGUGGCUCUAUUAGCGCUUCACAGCAUAGAGCUAAUAUGAUGAAAGAGACUGGAACUGCUCCUACUCCAUUGGAGUUGUUUCGUCGCACACACCAACGUAAGGACAACACAUGGGUGGAUAGGAGAUCACAACAUGUAAAUGAGGCAUUUGCACGCACAUUGAAACAUAUGACCAAAAGAGCAUUGGCAGAAGGAAAACCUUCACCAAGUGAAUUAGAUGUGUGGUGCGAUGUAGCUAGAUCAAAGAAAGGAAAAGUAUAUGGACUUGGAAUGAAAUCUACAGUUAUGGCAACAAGUCCUUGCUACAAUUGUUCAUCUUCUUCAUCAAGGGAGUGGGUAAAAAAACAAGAGUUUGAUGAAUUGACCAAAGAGAUGGAAGAAGUUAAAAAUGAAAGAGAUAAGCUUCAAGCCAGAGUUGCAAACACUGAGAGGCUUCUAGAGCAUAACAAUGCAUUGAUACGAGAAUUGAUUGAAAGCAUGAACAUGCCAUGUAUAAUAUAAAUGACAAUCAAGAAGAAGGUGAAGAUGACAGUCAAGAUGAAGGUGAAGAUGACAGUGAAUAUGAAGAUGACGAGGAGUCACUAAGUGAACCAUAGCGACUCAUUGAUACUGGCCUACUUUUAAUAUAAUAGUGUCUGUAUGGCAAAUGUUUUGUACUUUGGUUAUUAAUGUUUUACUUAAUGUGUUUAUAUAUAUAUUGUUAUGUAUGUCUAUUAGGUUCAUAUACUUUAGCUUAUUUUGAAAUUUUAUUUCAUAUGUAUAUACCUAUUAGAUUCAAAAAGUAGAAA
Messenger RNA from Glycine soja, 1990 nucleotides. RefSeq lists its product as uncharacterized. The transcript is spliced from 8 exons. The record is from RefSeq and is a predicted model, not a curated record. Bases 210 to 1703 code for a protein of 497 amino acids. NCBI's taxonomy places the organism in Eukaryota, Viridiplantae, Streptophyta, Magnoliopsida, Fabales, Fabaceae.